Molecule: messenger RNA, 10073 nt
Organism: Lutzomyia longipalpis
Lineage: Eukaryota; Metazoa; Arthropoda; Insecta; Diptera; Psychodidae
Gene: GABA-B-R2
Product: gamma-aminobutyric acid type B receptor subunit 2
Exons: 10
Coding region: 402-3935 (1177 amino acids)
Biological process (GO): gamma-aminobutyric acid signaling pathway; G protein-coupled receptor signaling pathway
Cellular component (GO): G protein-coupled receptor heterodimeric complex; membrane
Molecular function (GO): G protein-coupled GABA receptor activity
Source: RefSeq, a predicted model, not a curated record
ACGUUCCUAUAAGCAGUCCUAUAAGUUUCUCAUAGUGUAUUACAAGACGCACUAAUAAGCAAUCAAAACUUCUUAUAAUAUUUUUCAUAGACAGUUAUAACACUGUUAUAGGAUAAUCCUAGAGAACUCUUGUAGGCCCUUAUUAGUGCGCCAGAUUGGCUCAUAAUGGUCUGAGAGACAUAUAUGAGCUAUCUACAAGCGUUCUCUAGGAUAUUCAUGGUUUUAUAAAUUUUACUUGAAGUAUUCAAUGAGAAUACUAUAGAACUUAUUUUGUUCGUUGGGCUGUCCCCAAGGAGCUGCGUGGUGUGAUAUCCGGACGACGGCAGCUUCAGAUGUCCUCCUCAAUUGAGUGACAAAACCUCGAGUGUAUCUCUAAGCUAUAUUUCAGGUUUAGUGCAAAAAUGAAAAAUGUACACAUCUGCCUGGGAUUUGUGGUUCUCCUAACGGCAGCCGUGGCCCGCGUAGCCGGCGGGCAGUCGCAGCGCCCCAGCUCAAGUCACCGCCUAGACGUGUACAUUGCCGGCUUCUUCCCCUAUGGCGAUGGCGUUGAGAACGCUCACACGGGGCGCGGCGUUAUGCCGAGCGUGAAGCUGGCCCUGGAUCACGUCAAUGAGCACUCAACCAUCCUCCGCAACUACCGGCUACACAUGUGGUGGAACGACACAGAGUGCAAUGCCGCCGUGGGGGUGAAAUCCUUUUUCGACAUGAUGCACUCGGGGCCACACAAACUGAUGCUCUUCGGCGCUGCUUGCACGCACGUAACGGAUCCCAUCGCCAAAGCCAGCAAACACUGGCACCUCACGCAACUCUCGUACGCUGAUACGCACCCAAUGUUCACGAAGGACGCCUUUCCCAAUUUUUUUCGCGUUGUUCCCUCCGAGAAUGCCUUCAAUGCACCCCGCCUUGCCCUGCUGCGUCGCUUUAACUGGACCCGUGUGGGGACAAUCUACCAAAAUGAACCCCGAUACUCCCUGCCGCACAAUCACAUGGUGGCCGAUCUCGAUGCCAUGGGCAUGGAGGUGGUGGAGACGCAGAGCUUCGUGCAGGAUGUGAGUGAGUCCCUGCGGAAGCUGAAGGAGAAGGAUGUUCGCAUCAUUCUGGGGAAUUUCAACGAAACCUGGGCACGACGGGUAUUCUGCGAGGCGUAUCGGCUGGAAAUGUAUGGGCGAUCGUACCAGUGGCUCAUCAUGGGAACGUACAAUGCAGAGUGGUGGAAUACAUCGGCAGACUGCAAUCAGGAGGAACUCCAAACGGCUCUUGAGUCCACCAUUAUGACUGAUCUUCUACCUCUCUCCACAUCCGGGGACAUUACAAUAUCAGGAAUUACACCCGACGAGUACCUCACGGAGUACGAUAAACGAAGAGGCGGGGAGUACUCGCGAUUUCAUGGCUACACCUACGACGGCAUUUGGGCUGUUGCCCUGGCCAUACAGUACGUGUCACAGCGCAAAGAUCAACUAAUCAAUAAGUUUCAGUAUCGAAUAAAAGAGUGGGAGAAUAUCUUCAUUGAGGCACUCAAGAAUACAAGCUUCGAAGGCGUCACGGGGCCCGUGCGUUUCUACAACAACGAGCGAAAGGCAUCGAUUCUCCUGAAGCAGUUCCAGACGGGCGUUGAAGUGAAGAUUGGCGAAUAUAACUCAAUGCAUGGGCACCUGGAUCUCUCCCUCGGCGAACAGAUGCGAUGGGUUGGUCGAUCACCACCCAAGGAUCGUACGGUGCUACUAAUUGAGCACAGCCAGGUGAAUCUCACCAUUUACGCGGUCCUAGCUAGUUGCUCCGUCGCUGGGAUUAUUAUGGCCGUUAGUUUUCUCAUUGUGAACAUAAUGUAUCGCAAUCAGAGGUACAUAAAGAUGUCGAGUCCGCACCUCAAUAAUCUCAUCAUCAUCGGCUGCAUGCUAACGUACCUCAGUGUGAUCUUCCUCGGCCUCGAUAGUGGCCUCAGCAGUAUUGCAGCCUUCCCUUAUAUCUGUACAGCAAGAGCUUGGCUGCUAAUGGCAGGAUUUAGUCUCGCCUUCGGUGCUAUGUUCUCCAAAACAUGGCGUGUUCAUUCCAUCUUCACGGAUCUCAAGCUCAACAAGAAGGUCAUUAAAGAUUAUCAAUUAUUCAUGGUGGUGGGCGUUUUGUUGGCCAUCGAUUUGGCAAUCAUGACUACAUGGCAAAUAGCUGACCCAUUUUACAGGGACACUAAGCAAAUGGAACCGUAUCCCCAUCCAUCACUUGAGGACGUCCUAAUCGCCAGGGAGAACGAAUAUUGCCAGUCGGAGAAGAUAACCGUCUUCAUUGGCGUCAUUUAUGCAUACAAAGGCCUCCUCCUGAUUUUUGGGGCUUUCCUCGCAUGGGAGACUCGGCAUGUCUCCAUACCCGCCCUCAAUGAUUCCAAGCAUAUCGGCCUGUCCGUCUACAACGUGGUCAUAAUGUGCAUCAUGGGGGCAGCAAUAGCAAUCGUGCUGUCCGACCGCAAGGAUGCGGCCUUCAUUCUAAUCAGUGUCUUCAUAAUUUUCUGCACAACGGCGACGCUGUGCCUGGUAUUUGUGCCGAAAAUUGUGGAACUGAAGAGGAACCCCAGCGGCGUGGUGGACAAACGAAUUCGCGCCACUCUGCGUCCCAUGUCGAAAAAUCGACGGGAUUCAAGCGUGUGCGAACUCGAGCAGCGCCUCAGGGACGUCAAGACAACAAACUGCAAGUUCCGAAAGGCGCUCAUGGAGCGCGAGGCCGAGCUCCAGAGUCUCAUACGUAAAUUGGGACCAGAGGCCCGGAGCUGGCUCGAUGGUAGUCUCGGCGACCUGGAGCCGCUGAAGGAUACCGCGUCGCGACUCUCAGUUCCACCUAUACGGCGCGAAAUGCCUAGCACAACGGAAACCACGGAUCUCACCUCAAUCGGCAGUCUCACGUCCACACAUGCCGAUCUCGACAACUCAUUGACACCAAAUCAACGGAAACGCGUAACAACAAUCUCCUCGGGGUCGGACAUCCCCAUCACACAGCCCUUGAGGAUUGAGGAACGAUCCGUCCACUAUGCAAAGCAGUGCAACGAUGUCCAGCAGACACAGAUGCCCAAUAUGGAGCGUCGUGGAACGAUGCACGAGAGCAACAGGAGUCUCAAUGAGAUGCAACCCACUAUUAAGUACUCGCCGUCGUCGAGGAAAAUGGAGUUUGCUGAACAGAAUCGUCCCAAAAUGAAUUCACACAUGAACUCCUCAACACAUUCCGUGACCCAUUCCAACACAGAACUCAACAACAUCUGCCCACAUGCUAAAGGUAGUACGAAAAAUCUCAGUGCUGAGCAACAGAGGCGUGUGAGUCUCCAGGUGGGCAGUGCUGCGAUAAAGGGGGGCUUUGUUGUAUCGCAGAGUGACCUCUGGGACACACACACGCUCUCCCACGCGAAGCAGCAUCAACGUCAAGCAGCUAGGACGUGUCAGAAUGCCGUGCGGUGUCAGGAGCACGGCUACCAACCACCGGCUGUGCAGCAGCAACAAACACAAACGCCAGAACAUCAUCCGCCCACCAUGUCCCCGCAGGCUCCAAUUCAGCGCAGUGUCUCUGAGAAGAAUCGCACGAAGCAUCGGCACAAGAGCAAGGCGAGUGCGUGCCAGAGUGAGACGGACAGUGAGCGUGAGCGUGAAUCUACGCCCACGCAUACGUGCAGUCAACCAGCAGCUGGAGGGCGGAAGUUGGCUAAAACAAUGCAGCAUCAUGCCCAUCAUCGGUCAUCGCCCAAUGUUGCACCAGGACACAAGCAUCGUCAUCGCACGGAUUCCAGCAUCUACGGUGCCAGCUCGGAAUCGGAACUUCUCGAGGAUGGCGGUGACAUCCUGCCCAUCUUCCGGAAACUCCUCACAGAGAGGGAGCCGAGGUAUCGCGGUCGCAGCAACAUGGUGGGUGCCAGCUGUCCCAAUAUCUCCAUUAAAUGCGACAUUGUGGAGUAUCUGUAAAUCCCCCCAUUAUCCUGCCCCCCCGGGCUCAGUGAUGUGCCACUGACGCAUUAUAGACAAUGGCGCCCCUUUUCUACCAUCGCGCGACGCACUAUAGCUGUGUACAUAAUGUAAAUAUCCUCCCUCCCUCUCCUGGUGUAGGUUCCCCACACCAACUACCACACCCCUCGAGAAGAUCCUAAUAAUUAAUGUGGAUUAGUUGACAUUUAGACGUAAGGCGUAGGAAAUUUUCAAUUUUAUAGGAAAACGCAUGAAAAGUAGGAAAAAAAGAUAAACCCAUUUGGUUCUAGGCCACAAAGAGGUAUAGGUUAGCUAAAUUCAUCGUCCAGUGUUCAAUCAAGUAAUAUGUAUGUACAGAAAUACAUAUAAUAAGAAGCAUUAGUAAAAUAAUUAAAUUAAAUCUCAUUUCAAUGCUGCACAAAAUGAUUAAAUAAAAUUUUAAUUAAUUAAAAAAAUUAAAAAUCAAUUCUGAAUUUGAAAAAAAAAUUAAAAGAUUUAGAUGGAUUUUUCAAUUUGUCUGAAAUUUUCUUUUUUGAAAGAAAAACAUCUUGUUGUCAUUUAUGAUCUCGAUGGAAAAUAUUAAAAUUAUUAAAGGAAUAUCUUGUUAAUAAUUUUAAAAAAAUCAGAAAGGAAUUUUUCUUUUAUGAUAAAAAAAUAUAAAAUAAUAAUCAGAAAAACCAUAAAUUAACAUACUUUUGGAAGAAAGAAAAAGGACAUAUAAAAAAUAUUAAAAUACAUAACAUAAAACUCUAAUAAACAAAUCAAUAAAGAACCUUUUCUUUUGAAAAAAGUGAAAAUAAUUCAUUUAAUAUUUUUUAAGAAUAUUAAAUGUUCUAUACAAAAAUAAUUUUUAGAGAAAUUAAAUUUUGUCUCUUAAUUUAUUAAUUUUUGUUUAGUUUGAAGAAAAUUUUGAAUAUGUAUUUUCCCAAGAUAUUUACAGUCAAAAUUAAUUUCUCUAUAAAUAGAUUUUGAAAAAACGUCUCAAAAAGUAUCAAGAAUUUCUCAAAAAUUUAUUUUAAAAUCAAAUCAUUCAAAAUACAACAAUUUCUUGAAACGUUGUAAAGCCACCCAAUUAGCACAAAUUAAGUCUAGAUAAAUAUAUUAAUAUUUUUCUUAAGACUAAAAAAUAGCAAAUAAUACAAAUCGGCGAUAAAAGAAAUGAAAAAUAAACAUAUAAAAAAAUUAGAAAAAUGUAUAAAAAUAUUUAAAUUAAUUUACUUGUUUAUACAAGAAAUAAGAAUGUAGAAAAUUGUAAUAAAAUGGCACAUCACUGAUCCGCUGUAGAAAAUAAUAUACAAUGUGGAAUUGAUACCGAGACAACACUGUGCAAAGCUAAUAGGUUGAGAUACAAAAAAAAGAAACUUUCUGCUUUUCUUGUAAACAUUCUCCAUCCCUCCUGUGGGAAGAAGAUAUAGAAAAAAAGGAGCUAAAGAGAGAAUUUCAAAGUUAAUUUCAAUUGCAGGAAGGUUUUUAGAUGACCGAAUGCGGUAAACUCCCUCCGGGAUGGAGCAUUUGUAGCACAAAAGUUGCAAAAUGUUGCACAAGAUGAUGCUGGAACAUUCCCAUGAAGCCAAGAAAAAGAAGAAAAAAAUAGAUGAAGGAAAGAAGAGAGAAGUACUUACAUAUAGAAUGAAAAGUUGAAAGCUCACACAUAUUGCCCCAAAACCACCCCCGUACGUCCCGGAAAACCACCCUUUUCUUUUGCAAUUUAGGCAAAAUCCUCCUCAUCACCGCAUGCCGUGUGUGCGCUCUUUGCUCAACAAAAUAAUAACAUCCGACACAUUCAACCCCCACCUUUGCCAAAAAUCCCGCAAGAAGCCCUCAAUGGAAAACCUCCCCCAGCCCGCCAGCCCCCUUGCAUCAACAAGAGAAACCACUUUUGCCAAAAUAACGAUAAAUAACUAACAAUGAAACCUCAAUUCUCUCUGUGUGUGUGUAUUGUUAACGACAAUUUUCGAAAACGACUUUAGAACUCAUUUUCACGUGUAGAAUUUUCACAACAAAAUCACAUUUUCCCGCCCCCACCCCCUCGUGAAGUAGUAUUUAUAAAAAGAAUUAAUAGAACUAAUAUAUAGAACAAAGAAAAACAUUAUUGCAUAAAUGAGUAAAAUAUAUAUAAAAAAAACAAAGACAACUGAACAAAUAUUUUAUAAAUAAAAUUAUUACCAUAAAUUAAAAAAAAAAAAAGUAAAAAUUGGAGUGACUAAAAGUGGAUUAUUAUGGAGUAAAAAAACUAAUGAAAUAUUUAAGAAAUAGUAAAAUUAACAAAGAAAAAUAAAAGAAAACAAAUACAAGAAAAUGGAAAAAUUUAGCACAGAAAAUAGAUUGAAUGAAAACAAAAAAAUUAACGUAGAAAAAAUAGCGAAAGAAAGCAAACUAACACAAGUGAGAUAAAAAAAACGAAUUAUUAGUUCUUAAAAAUUGAUUAAAAGAAAAAUUAAAUUGUAAAAUGAAAACCAUAUUCUAAAUUACAUGAAGAAAAAAAAUAUGCGUCAAUUUUUUUAAAUUAAUGUCGUUAAGCAUAAGAAAAUUAUAAAACAAAAAAAAUGAAUUUUUGAACAUUCUGCGAGUCUCAAUUAGGCGAAUUUUACGUUUUAGCAAUGCGCAUUGAAUUAGGAAACAAAAAUAAAUAAAAUGAGGCAAAUAGUCGAAUCAUAUCCAAAAUUCUCAAAUUUAGCUCUACUUACGCUAAACCACACGAAUUCUGAGAAAAUGUUUUUUUUUUCUAUAGACGAACAUCGAAAGCCAUUUGUUUUGGACAAAAAAUCACCACCACUUAAAAAUUUUACUAACAAGAACAGAUUUUGAAAAAAGACAAUCGAUUGAAUGUUCUAGAUAAAUCAUUCAAAAAUAAAUUAGAAAAAAACACUCCACAAGCAAAACACUUUUUGAAGAAAAAAAAACUCACCAUUCGCACGUGUCAUUAAGAAAAAAAAAUAAUAUAAAAAAUAUAUUAAUAAAAAUAGAUCAAUUUUAUAGUAAAAGAAAAAUGAGAAAAAAAUGUGAAAGAAUAGUAGAAAAAAGUAAAAAAAAAACACUGUAUAAGCAUUAAAAUAAUAAUAUGAAAAGAAUAUUUUAUAAAGUGUCUUCCCAAAUAAAAGUAAAUUAAAAAAAAAAUGAUAAGAAAUGUUAUGUUUAAUUUCUAAUUUUAUGAUUGUUAGUGAAGAUGAAUUAGUGAAUUUAAAAUUUGAAAAAUUAAAUUUAAACUGAUAAAUGUCUCAAAUAAAUAUGAAUUAAAAGAGACUUUUGUUGGCAUUUUUAUUUCUCAUUUUACUCUUUAUUUAUUACUUCUCUACCUCCAUGACAUUCCUAUCUCUCUCCUUCCUCCGCAUACAAACAUUAUUUUUCCACCCAAUAAAUAUAUAUAUUUUUUAAUGUAUAUAUUUCUCUUUUAUUAUCCAAAACAAUUUUCACCUCGCAUCACAACAAUAGCGGCGAAACAUUUCUCUCUCUCUCGUGAAAGAGGGAAUUGAAUUGAAAAAUUCAAAAGGGAGAGGUGGAGUGAGAAAUUGCACGGAAAGGAGCAUUGAGCACAUUUUCUGUACAGAUUUUUCAAUUUUGUUCCACAUACACGUCCUUUCUCUAUAUUUGAUGAAAGAGCCAGAACACGCGGAGUGCACACAAUAUUGGUUUUCUGCUGGAGUAAUAAACACAACACCGCGCUGCAAUACCAGUAGCGAUGAGAGUCCCUUUUGUUUAAUAAAUUUGCAAAUCACAAAAUGAAAAGCUUUUAAUGGAAUGUCAUCAUUUUACAACAUCAAUUUGCAUGUACAAAUUAAAAUAUUUUAUAUUCAUAUUAAAUUGGAAAUAAGGGCGGAAAAUUCCUCCAAAAUUUGGGAGAUUCUUUUUUAUUUUCCUAAAAUGAAAAGACAUUCACACAGGUUGUUAAUAAAAAUUGCAAAAAGGUAAGGAGCAUAAUACAUACUGUAUUUUACAUACUAUAAAGCAAAGAAAGAAAUGUUUCUUUAAGAACAAGAAUAUAAAAAAAGCAAAUUUUUUACAAAAAAAAAUGAAAAGGAGCUCAUUCAUUGUUCAUGCGAUGAUUUCAUUCUAGAACAUAAUUCAAAGCAUUCAAAGAAACUCGAAGUCUUUGUAGUAAAGGAUCAGACAGGAACAAGAAAAGCCAAAAUGAUUUUAUCAACGUUUCACUGGAAUCAAAUAAUCGGUAAUUUGCCCAAAAAGCAAAGAAUGACGCCAUCACUUUUUUUUGUAUCUUAUAAUCCAUGAAACAAUUACUCUAAUGUUUCAUUGAUGAGUUUAGACAAACUACCCUUUAAGCAUUUUUGAAAAUAUUUUCAUAACAAGUGUAAAAAUAUUUUUUAAAUAGUUUCAGGAGCGUUUUAAAAAACUGAUUUUACUGUUAAAACUUUAUGAGGAAACAUCAGGGCGAAUGUUUCAUGGAAAUAGAACAGUGACGUCAUUGUUUGAAUUUUCUGCAAAUUAUUGUCGUCUUUUGCAGCUGAUUUCAAUGCAAAAUGACGUGUUUGGUAGUUUCCAAAUUCUUUUCGAUCUCUUACAUGAUUACAUAAACUUCGAUUAUUUCCUUGAAUAAAAUUAUGUCCCAUAUUUUGAUGAAUGAACUCCUUCUGAAUCUUUUGAUUCCUCAAAAUUAUGUAUAUAAAAGAAAAGCGUCUAAUUGUAUGUAAAAUACAGUAUGGUCCUUUCAUUUUAUUCUCUGAUCGUCUGCAUAAAUAUAGGAUGUUAUGGGGCAGAGGUGGAGGACCAUCUUGAAGUUCAAAUAUUAAAAUUGCUAAAUUAUUGAGGGCUGCGAAUUUAAAUGUGCGUGUGGCGCAAGAAAAAAAAAUGAAAAAGAUUUUGAUCGUUCCACGAUGGAAAAUUCCUUUCGAAAUUAAAAGCUUCUCUCCCACUUUUGCUUCAUCAAAAGUUGUGCAAUUUCCCAUUUCCUCUCAUUUAUUAUUUGCGCUAUACCCACCCUCACACAGAUGGGGGUAAGGGACUCAUCUCUAUGGGAGCACCCACUCAAAGAUGCAAACACUCUUCGGGGUGCUAGCGGGAUAAAAGUCAUCCCCGCAUAGAGGAAUUCAAUGAGGGAACAAAUAUUGAUUUUUUAUCCACCCUGUUGACUCACAGAUCCCUUUUGCAAACUAAUUGAUGAGUUUCUUCAUCUCAUGCGCCCCCCUCACCAAAUGCACACACCACACACAAUGCAUUUAUGCCGUGUCCAACAUAAUUUUCCUCUUUACUUAACUUUAUCACAAUUAACAUCUCUCCCGGCUCCAUUCUUCUUCGUCUGUGGCUCAUUAAAAAGUGAAAUACUGUGCGGAGUUAAUGAAAGAAAACAUCCAGAAAACGCGAGAUAGAGGAAUUUUCUUCAUCAUUGCUAAAUUAAAUAGCUUUUCCCUGUAAUAUACAAAUUCUAUUACAAAGAACAACAGAUAAACACGCAAGUUCAACAUCUUUUAUGCUCCAUUUUUUAUGCCACAUUACAUACACAUUACUCUUCUAUAAGUAUUUUUUCUUUAAAGUUCUUCCUGACUCUAUUUUAAAUGCAAAAUUGCAAAGAGAAAUAUUUUCUACAUGAAACUCUUUCAUUUGUCUAUAAAAUCAGUCAAUUAUUUUUUUUUCUUCAUUUUAUUAUUAAGUUUUUUUUUUAUCUUCUUCUCCCCUUUCUCAAUAAAAACUACGCAGAUUGAGUUUUUUUUUGUCUCAUUUAAAAGGUAAAUAUUUCGCACUAACAUACAUUUCUCAUUUUGGCAGAUCAUUAAAAUGCAGUUUUCUUUUUUUUUUCUCUUAAUAAGAAAAAACCUUUUUCUCACGUACAUCCAUGUGAGACACAUGAUAGAAAAAUUCUCGUGAUAAGACAAAUAUAUAAGUAUAUAUUGUUUUUAUUUCUUUGACAUAACUCAUCAUGAAAGUUAUAUGAGAAAAAGUUUUGCAAGAUACUCUUAUAAUUUAUACAAUUACUUUCCUCUUGAGGAUUUUCUCCUUCACCAGCUUCCACCAUAUACACACAUUCUUUUCUUAUAAGAACACAUUAAGUACCACAAAGAGAUCAAAGUUGAGGCCUCUAUAGAUAAAAGUGUGGGAAGGAAGAUAAUGGCUUUUUCUCCUAAACAGCAGUCAGUGCCUUCUAAUACACAACAUGGCAGAUUUAUGAGGACACGAUGAAUGUUUUUU